UCAAACGAACAUUUCAUCAGUCCAAGACUUUUAAAACUUAUAUUUUCCAUUGACUUUACUUAGUAUAAGCACAUAUAAACUAAUUAUUUUGUGUAUUAAUGUAUUAAGGUUUCUCCCGCCACUUUAAGUACUACUUCACGGUGUUCUCAGAUGACGGGUGUAUUGCCGAAUAAAAUAAAAAUGGUAUGAAGGUUUGAGAUGUAUCAUGUUCUCACAGACUUGUUAUCUAUUUUGUUUUGCUGAUUAAACCGUGAAAAAUGUAAUUAUAUCAUUGUUUAUUGAGUGUUAAUGACGUUACGUCGUCUGUAUAUCCGAUUUGGAAUGUUAUUCCCUCGUCUGAUAUGUACGAGGUUCACGUUCUUUUCGUUGGUUACUGUCGGCCAACCAAUGAUGGCAUGUUGGCCAAUUGUACGUGCACAUUAGUUAAAGGCCCUAAAAACAUCAUUGUUGAUACAAUGACCCCUUGGGACAAAGCAGCUUUAGUAGAGGCCAUCCAUGAUCACGGUCUUGAAGUUGAUGAUAUUGAUUAUGUGGUCAGUACUCACGGCCACUCAGACCAUAUAGGUAACAAUAACCUAUUUUUAAAAGCCCAACAUCUAGUUGGCCGAUGUGUUAGUUACAAGCAUAUAUACUACGAUGACAGUAAGUUUUUCAACAGUGACGGUGUGUAUGAAAUCGACAAUUGCAUUCAGAUUGUUUCAACCCCCGGACACACACUGGUAGACGUAUCUGUUAUUGUUCAGACAACUCAGGAAAGUUUUGGCAUUGUAGGUGACUUGUUUGAAAAUGAAGAUGAUUUAAUGGAUGAAUCCAUAUGGCUAAAUGCUGGUAGUGAAAACCCAGAUUCACAGAGAAAAAAUAGGAAAAUGAUCAUGGAGAAAGUGGAUUGGAUUAUACCAGGUCAUGGACCUAUGUUUUCUACUAACAAAUACAAAUGAAAAACUACUGAUGUGGUACAAAUCUGCAUUUAUUAAGUUAUAUUAAGUUUAUCUUGUAUCAUUUCUUAAAUAAUAUCAUGUGUGAAUAAAAUUCAAUAUUUUAACAUUUACAUAUUGUAUAAAUAAAAACAUAUUUUGUAGGAAAGUUAUUGUUCAUACAUGAUAUCGGUUAUGUAGAAAUUUACAAGUUAUGGCAAACAAGAAAAAACAAAUCAUUAAUUACUUUUUCUUAAAUUAAUUUUAAUCAUUGGAUUUCAAUAAGUAAUUCUUGAAAGUUAUAUUCCUGUUUUAUUUAUAAAUAUAUGUAUAAAUAUUUAAAUAUUAUGAGUCAAUAUUUAAUAAUCAGUACA
This is a messenger RNA of Sipha flava (yellow sugarcane aphid), 1288 nucleotides long. Its product is annotated as metallo-beta-lactamase domain-containing protein 1. NCBI's taxonomy places the organism in Eukaryota, Metazoa, Arthropoda, Insecta, Hemiptera, Aphididae. The record is from RefSeq and is a predicted model, not a curated record. The coding region runs from base 342 to 938 and encodes 198 amino acids. The transcript has a single exon.